UCUAAAACAGUUAUAUAUAUAAUGUAUAUAAUAUAUAUACAAAUAUAUAUCAAUAUGUAGGGUCCACAAGCCCAUUCAACAUAAGUUUCUUUCUUAGUCAAUCGUCGUUCAAACCCAGAAACCCAAUUUUAAUAUACAUCAAUCUGUUGCACCACAGCCUUCAGCUUGAUUUUUUGUUAUAUCGUCUGUUUGGAUAGUGGAAUAAAUCGGUUUUUGAGGUUCAACUUUUGGAGGAGAGACGGACAGACCAUCAUGGACUCUCAGGUCUUGGUUGCUCUUGCUCUCUCUGCUGUGGGUGGCUUGAGUACAUCUUUAGGUGCACUUUUUGUAAUUCUUAGUGAGGCUCCAAAUCUGAAGAUGCUUGGGCUUUUACAGGGUUUUGCUGCAGGUCUCAUGUUGAGCAUAUCUUUCUUUGAUUUGGCUCAUAAUUCUAUCAACUCAAUUGGCUUUUUAAAAGGAAACCUCUGGUUCUUUGCAGGUGUCAUUUUCUUUGCCAUUGUUGUCAAUUUCAUCCCAGAACCAUCAUUUGCUCCCAUUUCAGAUUCCAAAAGUAAAAAGAAAAAUGGGGAUGAAGGGGGUAAGGACGACUUAAAAAAGCAUCGCCGCCAAGUUUUGUUUAGUGGAAUCAUCACUGCAGUAGGCAUAAGCUUGCACAAUUUUCCAGAGGGAAUGGCUGUCUUCCUUGGAUCAAUUAAGGGUCUUCGGGUUGGUUUGAACUUGGCACUGGCUAUUGCUUUGCACAACAUCCCGGAGGGUGUUGCUGUUGCACUUCCUGUCUAUUUUGCAACACAAAGCAAAUGGCAGGCGUUUAAACUGGCAACACUUUCUGGCUUUGCUGAACCUCUGGGUGUUAUAAUUGUAGCCUAUCUGUUUCCAAGCAGCUUAAGUCCAGAAAUUCUCGAGGGCCUGCUGGGAUCAGUUGGUGGGGUGAUGGCUUUUCUAACAUUGCAUGAAAUGCUGCCAUUGGCAUUUGAUUAUGCGGGCCAGAAGCAAGCCGUCAAGGCCGUGUUCUUUGGAAUGGCUUUCAUGUCUGCAAGCCUAUAUUUUCUUGAGAUCAGUUUACCUGAGGAUAUGAGCUUGUAGCUGCAGAUUCAACAAAUGGCAUUGCACAAUGUUGUACAUUCCAGAGUCUCACAUGCUGCCUUCAUUUGUUACUGGGCCACAACUCCGUAUAAUGUCAACUUCUGUUAAACACUAGUUGAUCACAUGCUGACCGCCAAGAAAGGUUACGAUGAAACUGUUUGUAUCAAUAAACAAAUAUAUUCUCAUCUGGUGAACCACUUUCACGUCAACACUAACCCCUCACCCGACCCUGAAAAAGAAUGUAUGAAUCUUGUAUUCUUCAGAAACCUUCUGGUUAUUUGUUAAGAACCAUUGUUUUCAUGUAUUUAUCAAAGCCAUGAUGGUAAAGUAUUUAAACCAAGUUCGUGAACCCUCACUCUUUGUUUGUUUUUUUUUUUAUUUUUUUAUUUUUUAUUUUUAAUACUAAUUAAAUUCCGUUACUUA
Molecule: messenger RNA, 1506 nt
Organism: Cornus florida
Lineage: Eukaryota; Viridiplantae; Streptophyta; Magnoliopsida; Cornales; Cornaceae
Product: zinc transporter ZTP29
Exons: 12
Coding region: 253-1083 (276 amino acids)
Biological process (GO): zinc ion transmembrane transport
Cellular component (GO): membrane
Molecular function (GO): zinc ion transmembrane transporter activity
Source: RefSeq, a predicted model, not a curated record